Molecule: messenger RNA, 903 nt
Organism: Andrographis paniculata
Lineage: Eukaryota; Viridiplantae; Streptophyta; Magnoliopsida; Lamiales; Acanthaceae
Product: protein TIC 20-v, chloroplastic
Exons: 1
Coding region: 107-736 (209 amino acids)
Source: RefSeq, a predicted model, not a curated record
CAGACUUCAGUUCUUCUUCCCACUCAACCGUUCCUACUUCAAUCCUUAUUUCGAAGAUUUUCUUGCCCAUCCACAGACUCUACCUACAGCCUACAGGGAGAGAGGGAUGGCCAUGAACUAUCAUCUCUCCAUCUCCAUCUCCAUCCCUUCAAUUCUACCAACCAAACACUCAAUCCAAACCGUCUAUCCAAGACCUCCCAUUCUACUCUCAAAACGACCUGGAAGAAUUAGCAGGACGGCCAGCGUCGUUGCGCAGUCGAAGGGCAGCAAUUCCGCCGACGCUCCUGACCGUUUGAUCUCAGCAAUAGUUUACUUCUACCCCUUCUUCGACGGCGUCCAGUACGGGAAAUACGUGAUUACCCAAUUUUCCCCAUUCCAGGCUUUCAUCCAGCCUUUGCUUCCGGCAAUUAGGGUCUUCAAGAGCUUCCCCUUCAACGGUUUCCUCGUUUUCCUGACGCUUUACUUUGUUGUUGUCAGGAACUCCAAUUUCAGUAGGUAUGUGAGGUUCAAUACUAUGCAAGCUAUUGUUCUCGAUGUGCUGCUAAUAUUUCCUGACCUUCUGGAGAGGACUUUCAACGCAAGAGAUGGAUUAGGGUUAGAAUUGAUGAUGAGCCUGGAUAGCACCGUGUUCUUGUUCCUCUUGGUUUGCCUGAUCUAUGGCUCCUCUUCUUGCUUGCUGGGUCAGCUUCCCAGGUUGCCCCUUGUAGCUGAGGCUGCUGAUAGGCAAGUCCUUUGAUUUGAACAGAAACUCCUUCAUAGGCUAGUCAUCUUUUCAGCUGUUCAUAUGUAUAUUUUGAUCAUUCCUUUUUUCAGAAACACAAAUUAGAGGCAUGAAAAUUUCAAUCAUAAGUUAACAAGGAUUACUUCAUAAAUUGGUGUUAAAGAGUUUUAUUGAUCUUUUGA